CAGAUCAUUCCCAGCAAGCUUUGGGAGUAUUUGUGCUGAAGAAUUAUUGGAAUUUUUACACGACGAAUUUCAUAGCUUCUGCAGGAUAUUUGUAACUUCUGGAAGGACAGCAUAAUUAUCUUCUGCCGGAGCAUUCUCAGCUGAGGACCAAGAUGAUCUUCCUGGUGGUGUUGGUGACCGCCCUACUGACGGUGGCGGCCGCCCACCCUCACCCCAUGGAUCUACACGGAGAAUGUAUGGCUAUGAGGACUCAGCAUGAAGGUCGGCAGAUGUUUGGGGUACCCAUGCCCAACUGUCUCAAAGGGAUCCAACCCCCGAAGAGCCACAUCAACACCAUGAAACAGUGUGCCAUUAUGAUCAAGAAGAAAGUCAUCAUGGUUCAGAAAGAGAGAUUGUUGUCUUUGAGCUUCGAUAUGGAAGGGAUGAUGGGCAUGGUGAAGGAGGCGCUGAGUGAGUGCCUGGUGGAGAAGAUGGAGCUGGUGGGGGAGGAUGACGCCCUCAACAUCACCAAAAUUCUUCAGACAGUUUCCGAGAUCAGCCACCAUUUUAUUACCCUAAAACAAUAG
This is a messenger RNA of Homarus americanus (American lobster), 566 nucleotides long. RefSeq lists its product as uncharacterized. The record is from RefSeq and is a predicted model, not a curated record. Bases 153 to 566 code for a protein of 137 amino acids. NCBI's taxonomy places the organism in Eukaryota, Metazoa, Arthropoda, Malacostraca, Decapoda, Nephropidae. The transcript has 5 exons.